This is a messenger RNA of Panicum virgatum (switchgrass), 1846 nucleotides long. RefSeq names its product cation/H(+) antiporter 19-like. Gene Ontology annotation, biological process: proton transmembrane transport; regulation of pH. The transcript is spliced from 2 exons. Bases 22 to 1629 code for a protein of 535 amino acids. Gene Ontology annotation, molecular function: antiporter activity. Gene Ontology annotation, cellular component: membrane; endomembrane system. NCBI's taxonomy places the organism in Eukaryota, Viridiplantae, Streptophyta, Magnoliopsida, Poales, Poaceae. The record is from RefSeq and is a predicted model, not a curated record.
UCGUCGGCGCUGUCGGUGCCGAUGAAGGCGACGUCGGAGGGGGCGUGGCAGGGGGACAGCCCGCUGCACUUCGCGCUGCCGCUCAUCACCCUGCAGGUCUGCCUCGUCCUCGUCCUCACCCGCGGCCUCGCCGUCGUGCUCCGCCCGCUCCGACAGCCGCGCGUCAUCGCCGAGAUCAUCAGCGGCAUCCUCCUCGGCCCGUCGGCGCUCGGCCGGAGCAAGGUCUUCCUCAACCACGUCUUCCCGCCGGAGAGCCUCACCGUGCUCAACACGCUCGCCAACAUCGGCCUGCUCUUCUUCCUCUUCCUCGUCGGCCUCGAGCUCGACCCGGCCUCGCUCCGGCGCACGGGCCGCAGCGCGCUCGCCAUCGUCGUGGCCGGCAUCUCCCUCCCCUUCGCGUUCGGCGUCGGCUCCUCCCUCGCCCUGCGCGCCGCCAUCGCGCCCGACGCGCCGCGCGGCCCGCUCAUCGUCUUCAUGGGCGUCGCGCUCUCCAUCACCGCGUUCCCAGUGCUCGCCCGCAUCCUCGCCGAGCUCAAGCUCCUGACCACCGACCUGGGCCGCAUGGCCAUGUCGGCCGCGGCUGUCAACGACAUCACGGCGUGGAUACUCCUCGCGCUGGCCAUUGCGCUGUCAGGCUCCGGGUCGCCGUUCGUGUCCAUCUACGUCCUCCUCUGCGCCGUCGGCUUCGUCGUCGCCGCCAUCUUCCUCGUGCCGCCGGUGCUCGUCUACAUGGCGCGCCGGUCCCCCGCCGGCGAGCCUGUGAAGGAGUCGUUCAUCUGCUCGACGGUGGUCAUCGUUCUCGCCGCCGGCCUGACCACAGACGCCAUCGGCAUCCACGCGCUGUUCGGUGGGUUCGUCAUCGGCGUCCUGAUCCCGAAGGAAGGAGCCUACUCCGACGCGCUCACGGAGAAGAUGGAGGACCUGGUGUCGUCUCUGUUCCUGCCCCUCUACUUCGCGUCGAGCGGGCUCAAGACCAACGUGGCCACCAUCACGGGGGCCAAGUCGUGGGGCUUCCUGGUGCUGGUGAUCACGACGGCCUGCGCCGGCAAGAUCGGCGGCACGGUGGCGGCGGCGCUGCUGAUGCGCGUGCCGGCGCGCGAGGCGCUCGCGCUGGGGCUGCUGAUGAACACCAAGGGGCUCGUGGAGCUCAUCGUGCUCAACAUCGGGCACGACCGCAAGGUGCUCAACGAGGAGGCGUUCGCCAUCCUGGUGCUCAUGGCGCUCCUCACCACCUUCAUGACCACCCCGGCGGUGACCGCGGUGUACCAGCCGGCGCGGCGCGGGCGCGGAGCGUCGUCGUACAGGCACCGGACCGUGGAGCGGCCGGACGCCGACAGCGAGCUGCGGGUGCUGGCGUGCUUCCACGCCAGCCGCGGCAUCCCGACGCUGAUCAACCUGGUGGAGGCGUCGCGCGGCACGCGGCGGAGCAAGCUGACCAUGUACGCGAUGCACCUGGUGGAGCUCUCGGAGCGGUCGUCGGCCAUCUCCAUGGUGCAGCGCGCGCGCCGGAACGGGCUGCCCUUCUCGAGCCGGCGCGGGCGCGACGGCGGCGGGGAGGUGGUGGUGGCGUUCGAGGCGUUCCAGCGGCUGAGCGCCGUGCAGGAGUCGCGGCAGCACAGCGGCACGUGAGGGUUUAGCUAGCUUGCUUGUGGCUGCUAGUACGUAUAGUAGUAGUGAACCUGCAGUGAUGAUGUACAUACGCGCAGAUUAAAAAGGCAGGAAAAGAAGUAUAGUAGUAGAGCAUAGCGUACACGGUACACAGAUAUAGAUAAACGUAUACAGAACUGAUAGGUUAAGGUAGCAUCGGGGUUUCUUAAAGAAAGCUGCUCCUCCUCGCUUGUCCGCA